This is a messenger RNA of Carassius auratus (goldfish), 1152 nucleotides long. RefSeq names its product DnaJ (Hsp40) homolog, subfamily C, member 12 (gene dnajc12). Bases 13 to 507 code for a protein of 164 amino acids. Gene Ontology annotation, cellular component: cytoplasm. NCBI's taxonomy places the organism in Eukaryota, Metazoa, Chordata, Actinopteri, Cypriniformes, Cyprinidae. The transcript has 5 exons. The record is from RefSeq and is a predicted model, not a curated record.
GCUGUAGAAGGCAUGGAGGCGAUACUGAACUGCACAAAAGAAGAUUUGGAAGAUUAUUACGGGCUUCUCGGCUGCGAUGAACUCUCAACGACUGAACAGAUUUUGAGUGAGUUUAAAGUGAGAGCUCUGGCCUGCCAUCCUGACAAACACCCCGAGAACCCCACAGCAGUGGAGGAGUUCCAGAAGUUACAGGAGGCUAAAGAGGUUCUCACGGAUGAGAAGAAAAGAAAGAAUUAUGAUCUCUGGCUCAGAAGUCGAAUUGCAAUCCCGUUCAGCGAGUGGCAAGCGCUCAGUGACUCUGUUAAAACAUCAAUGCAUUGGGCCGUGAGGAGCAAGAAAGAGGCGAUGCUUGAGGCUGCAAAAGAUCCAGAUCCAGUGAGCGUGCACAAAGUGAAUCUGUCGGAGGAGAAACCCUCUGAAUCCUAUGAUUAUUGGCAUCACAGGUUCCGCUGGGCUGGAGAAGCUCCCUCAGGCCUUUUACAGAAGUUCAGGAACUAUGAAAUAUAAAUGCAUAUUUUAUCUCAUUCGAUGCUUAGCUUUUGUGUGCAAGUGCAUGCACUCCAUAUAUAGAGGAAAGAAUCAAAAUGUCAUUAUUAUGCAUAACGUUGUUUUGUAGAAAGGUGAGAUAUACUGACAUAGCAGUGAUGCUUUCUUUGCCUUAAAUGUCCAUAUCUUCUUGAAGUAUGAGUAAAACAUGUUUUCAAGCCUGUAUAUUUGCGCAAUAAAUGAUUAUGGAGUUUAUUUUAAUGAAUAUAAUACGUGAUAAUGUAUUUAUUUUCAUGCAUAUGGCACAACUUAAAUAAUAACAUUAAUUAAAUUAAUAAAAAAUAGCAUUUAGUUAAUAUACAUAAAAGUCAGGAGUGUUUUAAAAAUAGCACUUUUGUAGUCAUACAAUUGUAUUUAUGUUCAAAAAAAGAAAUAGAGAAGUGUUUACCAUAUGUGUGUGUGUGUGUGUGUGUGUGGAUUUACAGUACAUAACAAGUGUUACAGCUGUGUCUGUGUGUUGUGCUUAAUUGUAAGCCCCUGUUGCAUAAAUAAAACAACUUUACUGUGGAAUAGAAGCCUACGUUUAUUUACAGCAUGAAAAAAUAUUAUUAAAAUUUAUUAUUAUUAUUUUUUUAAACUUAUUACAGAACUAAAUGCAUUCGGAAC